AUGAAGCUUCUCUCUGUCUGCGCAGUUGCCUUGCUGGCAGCCCAGGCAGCGGGUGCUUCCAUCAAGCACAAGCUCAAUGGCUUUACUGUUAUGGAGCAUUCGGAUCCUGCAAAGCGGGAAUUGUUACAGAAAUACGUCACCUGGGAUGACAAGUCACUGUUUGUCAAUGGCGAGAGAAUCAUGAUUUUCAGCGGCGAAGUUCACCCUUUCAGACUGCCAGUUCCUUCGCUGUGGCUCGAUGUCUUCCAGAAAAUCAAGGCCCUGGGGUUCAAUUGCGUUUCAUUCUACGUCGACUGGGCCCUCCUCGAAGGAAAACCCGGCGAGUACAGGGCUGAAGGCAACUUUGCCCUCGAGCCUUUCUUUGACGCGGCUAAGCAGGCAGGAAUCUAUCUCCUCGCUCGCCCUGGUCCUUACAUCAAUGCCGAGGCUUCGGGCGGUGGUUUCCCUGGAUGGUUGCAGAGAGUGAAGGGAACCCUGCGAACGUCCGAUCCCGCGUACCUAAAAGCUACUGAUAAGUCAAAUCACAAAUGGGGCCCGGUCAUCCUCUAUCAGCCGGAGAAUGAGUACAGCGGUGCGUGCUGUAAUGCCACUUUCCCCGACGGGGACUACAUGCAGUAUGUCAUCGACCAGGCUCGUAACGCUGGUAUUGUCGUACCCUUGAUCAAUAACGAUGCCUGGGCUGGAGGACACAAUGCCCCUGGGACGGGCAAGGGAGAGGUUGACAUCUAUGGUCACGAUAACUAUCCGCUAGGAUUUGACUGUGGACACCCAAGCGUUUGGCCCAAGGGUAACCUGCCAACUACUUUCCGGACGGAUCACUUGAGGGAGAGCCCGACAACCCCGUACUCUCUUGUUGAGUUCCAAGCAGGCUCCUUCGAUCCAUGGGGUGGACCCGGCUUUGAAGCAUGCGCCGCCCUCGUCAAUCAUGAGUUCGAAAGAGUCUUCUACAAAAAUGACCUGAGUUUUGGAGCUGCUAUCCUGAACUUGUACAUGACCUUUGGCGGCACGAACUGGGGUAACCUUGGCCAUCCCGGUGGAUACACGUCCUAUGAUUACGGAUCGCCGCUGACCGAAUCUCGCGAUGUCGCUCGAGAGAAGUACAGCGAACUCAAGUUGAUUGGUAACUUCGUGAGAGCCUCGCCGUCUUACCUUCUGGCUACACCUGGCAAUUUGACUACCUCCGGUUAUGCCGACACUGCUGAUCUGACCGUCACUCCUUUGCUUGGCAAUGGCACUGGAUCGUACUUUGUCGUCAGACAUACGGAUUACACCAGCCAGGCAUCCACCCCGUACAAACUCAGCCUCCCAACCAGCGCUGGAAAGCUCACAGUUCCCCAGCUCGGCGGUACCCUGACGCUCAAUGGGCGUGAUUCCAAGGUUCAUGUUGUGGACUACAACGUCGGGGGAACCAAUAUUCUCUACUCGACGGCCGAAGUCUUCACCUGGAAGAAGUUUGGGGACAGCAAAGUUCUCGUCUUGUAUGGUGGACCUGGGGAGCACCACGAGCUGGCCGUUUCACUCAAGUCCGAUGUCCAUGUCGUCGAAGGAUCUAAUUCAGAAUUCACUUCGAAGAAGGUUGGGGAUGUUGUUGUGGUCGCCUGGGAUGUGUCGUCUUCCCGGCGUAUUGUUCAGAUUGGCGACCUCAAAAUCUUCCUGCUGGAUAGGAACUCUGCUUACAAUUACUGGGUGCCGCAACUUGACAAGGACGAGUCGUCAACGGGCUACAGCUCCGAGAAGACUACUGCUUCAUCCAUUAUUGUCAAGGCUGGUUACCUUGUGCGGACUGCUUAUACUAAGGGCUCCGGCCUCUACCUUACCGCCGAUUUCAACGCAACUACCCCAGUUGAAGUGAUUGGAGCCCCAUCAAAUGUCAGGAACUUGUACAUCAAUGGCGAGAAGACCCAGUUCAAGACCGAUAAGAAUGGUAUCUGGUCUACCGAGGUCAAGUACAGUGCUCCUAAGAUCAAGAUUCCCAGCAUGAAGGGUCUGGAUUGGAAGUAUCUCGAUACUCUGCCGGAGGUUCAGUCAAACUAUGACGACUCUGCGUGGCCGGCUGCCGACCUGGAUACCACACCUAACACCCUGCGACCCUUGACCACGCCAAAGUCUCUGUACUCGUCAGACUAUGGCUUCCAUACCGGUUACCUGAUCUACCGCGGUCACUUUGUUGCCGACGGCAGCGAGACUACCUUUGACGUGCGCACGCAAGGAGGCUCGGCCUUUGGCAGUUCCGUCUGGUUGAACGGAACAUUCCUCGGCUCAUGGACUGGUCUCAAUGCGAAUGCGGACUACAACUCGACCUACAAAUUGCCCCAGGUCGAGAAAGGCAAGAACUAUGUCCUCACUGUUGUCGUUGACACAAUGGGCCUCAACGAGAACUGGGUCGUCGGCACGGACGAGAUGAAGAACCCCCGGGGUAUUCUCUCCUACAAGCUCUCCGGCCGCGACGCCUCCGCCAUCACCUGGAAAUUGACCGGAAACCUCGGCGGAGAGGAUUACCAGGACAAGAUCCGCGGUCCUCUGAACGAGGGUGGAUUGUAUGCCGAACGGCAGGGCUUCCACCAGCCCGAGCCGCCCAGCAAGAAGUGGAAGUCAGCUAGUCCUCUCGAAGGGUUGUCCAAGCCUGGCAUUGGCUUCUACACCGCUCAGUUCGAUCUGGAUAUCCCAAGCGGGUGGGACGUGCCGCUCUACUUCAACUUUGGCAACAGCACAAAGUCAGCUUACCGGGUUCAGCUGUAUGUCAACGGGUACCAGUACGGCAAGUUCGUCAGCAACAUCGGCCCCAGACAAGCUUCCCCGUCCCGCAGGGUAUUCUGA
This is a messenger RNA of Aspergillus novofumigatus IBT 16806, 2817 nucleotides long. RefSeq names its product glycoside hydrolase family 35 protein. The transcript is spliced from 9 exons. Gene Ontology annotation, cellular component: vacuole. The coding region runs from base 1 to 2817 and encodes 938 amino acids. Gene Ontology annotation, biological process: carbohydrate metabolic process. The record is from RefSeq and is a predicted model, not a curated record. NCBI's taxonomy places the organism in Eukaryota, Fungi, Ascomycota, Eurotiomycetes, Eurotiales, Aspergillaceae. Gene Ontology annotation, molecular function: beta-galactosidase activity.